Molecule: messenger RNA, 6006 nt
Organism: Cyprinus carpio (common carp)
Lineage: Eukaryota; Metazoa; Chordata; Actinopteri; Cypriniformes; Cyprinidae
Product: unconventional myosin-Vb
Biological process (GO): vesicle transport along actin filament; actin filament organization
Cellular component (GO): myosin complex; vesicle; cytoplasm
Molecular function (GO): microfilament motor activity; actin filament binding; ATP binding
Source: RefSeq, a predicted model, not a curated record
AUUAUGCUGUUUAAAUUCAGUAUUUUUUGUGUGUUAUUCUCAAUGCCGAUGUUUUAUUAGGGAUAUAAGGCAUUGAUAAACAUAUUAACAGUUACAAAGUGUGAAGGUAUGGCUUUGUUUUACUUCAAAUGUUAUGUUUUCAACUCAUCUGGUGCUUGUUAAACCUGUUUUUUCAUUAUAAGCUAUUCAUACUUGACACUGAAUAACAUUUCCACAGUCUGAACCAGAAAUUCAAAUGUGAAUGGUGAUUCAUAAAAUGUGACGCGUGAUUCAUAUGAAGUGAUGUGUAAACAUCAUCCUGUGAUAAGCAACUUAAUUAAACGUGUUACGGGGCGAAAGCUGUUUUUUAAAAAUGUUUUGUUCAUAGCCCACAGCAGCACGCAUUACUCAAAAUAAAAUGUUCUUGUGUUUCUUUCCUCAAUGAUCCUACAGAUGUUGCACUCGACAGAAUAUUUAUUUAUGUUUCGUUAGUGCUAUCCAUUUGUUUGCAGUACUUUAAGCUGCUUUGAGAUUUUAUGGUUCAGAUCCAGAGCUGUUUUAAAUGUCCCUCUCUUAGCUGAAGGAUUAACUGUUGACUUACCAUUACGGUUAUGAUGCCUGAAUCUCUUACUGACCAAAGGGCACGGGGCCAGUCACUCGCUCUGAGACACAAAUGAAAAGAACAGCUGAAGUUGUAGUGAGGUCUCCUUUGAGCUGUCAAAGUAGAAAAAUUAACUUUCUGGCCAGAUGGCAACCACAGAGCUCUACACAAAGGGGGCAAGUGUGUGGGUGCCAGACCCAGAAGCUGUGUGGGUGUCUGCCCAGCUGCUUCAAGACUACCGUCCUGGAGACCAGCACAUACGAAUCCAACUCAAUGAUGGCAGAGAGAUGGAGUAUCCAGUGUUGCCUCCAGCGGGUCUUCCUCCUCUAGGUAACCCUGAUAUUUUGGAGGGAGAGAAUGACCUCACAGCUCUAACCUUCCUCCAUGAGCCAGCGGUACUUCACAACUUGCGUGUGCGCUUUCUCGACUACAGUAGCAUUUAUACUUACUGCGGGAUUGUGUUGGUGGCGUUAAAUCCAUAUGAACAGUUGCCCAUUUAUGGAGAGGAAGUGAUCGACGCUUACAGCGGCCAGGACAUGGCUGAUAUGGAGCCACACAUUUUUUCUGUGGCUGAAGAGGCAUACCGAACUAUGAUCAGAGAGGAGAAAAACCAAUCCAUCAUAAUCAGUGGAGAAUCAGGCUCAGGUAAAACUGUAUCUGCUAAGUUCACCAUGCGUUACUUUGCUGUCGUGGGUGGUGCGUCCCAGCAGACCAGUGUGGAGGAGAAAGUGCUGGCAUCAAAUCCCAUCAUGGAGGCAAUUGGUAAUGCAAAAACGACCAGAAACGACAAUAGCAGUUGUUUUGGGAAGUAUAUCGAGAUAGGAUUUGGACAUAAAGGGGAUAUCAUUGGGGCAAACAUGAGGACCUGCUUGUUGGAGAAAUCAAGAGUUGUUUUUCAGGCAGCUCAAGAGAGAAACUACCACAUCUUCUACCAGCUUUGUGCUUCCAGGGAUUUGCCAGAGCUGAGGACACUCAAACUUGAUUCUGCAGAGAACUUUCAUUACACCAACCAAGGACAAGAUGUGCACAUUUUUGGCACAGAUGAUGUGGUUGAGCUACAGCGGACAAGAAAUGCCUUUACUAUUCUUGGAGUGCAACCUGACCAGCAGAUGGAGAUAUUUCGUAUACUGGCAGCUAUUCUUCAUCUGGGGAAUAUCAACAUACAAGCCAGUGGCCGUGGUGGGGAUCGCAGCUACAUUGAUGUCAACGACCGUUCCUUGGCCAUCUUUGCCAAGCUUUUAGGGGUUGAAGGUGCUCAGAUGGCCCAAUGGCUUUGCCACAGGCGAUUGGCAGUGGGUGGGGAAAUGCUUGUGAAGCCCAUUACAGGUCAGCAGGCUAAUGAAGCAAGGGAUGCUCUGGCUAAGCAUGUGUAUGAGCAACUGUUCACUUGGACAGUGCAGAGGCUCAACUCAUCCUUAAAAGCGCAACGGGAACAGCCCAAAUCUUUCACAGGAGUUCUUGAUAUCUAUGGGUUUGAGACUUUUGACAGGAAUAGUUUUGAGCAAUUCUGUAUUAACUACGCAAAUGAGAAACUCCAACAGCAGUUCAACAGGCACGUGUUUCAGCUGGAGCAGGAGGAGUAUCUGCGAGAGGAACUUCCCUGGAACCGUAUUGAGUUCAGUGAUAACCAGCCAUGCAUUGUGCUCAUCGAAGGUCAGCUGGGCCUACUUGAUCUUCUGGAUGAAGAAUGCAGAAUGCCUAAAGGCUCAGAUGAGAACUGGGCUCGGAAGCUUUACGACCAGCACCUGAACCACAGCCCUCACUUUCGUAAACCACGCAUGUCCAACUCUGCCUUCAUCAUUGUGCAUUUUGCUGAUAUGGUCCAGUACGAGUGUGACGGCUUUUUAGACAAGAACCGAGACACUGUAUUCGAGGAGCCCAUCAAUAUACUGAGAGCUAGUCAGUCAGAACUAGUUGCCGAGUUGUUUCAGAAGGAGUCAGCAGGUGGAUCCCUCCCCAACUCCUCUAUUGCAAACGGGAGCGUACGUUCAGGGAAGAGAGCUCACCGAGAGCACAAAUUAACUGUGGGCUUUCAGUUUCGUCAAUCCCUGCAACUUUUAAUGGACACCUUGAACAGCACCACACCGCAUUAUGUCCGCUGCAUAAAGUCCAAUGACCUCAAAAAGCCAUUUCUUUUUGAUCCCAAGCGAGCAGUGCAGCAAUUGCGUGCAUGUGGAGUCUUGGAGACCAUCCGAAUCAGUGCCGCAGGCUACCCCUCCAGGUGGACAUACGAGGAAUUCUACACUCGUUAUCGGGUGCUGCUACAUGGUUCUCUUUCUAAAGAUGAUAUGCGCUGUUCCUGUCAGAGUGCCCUUCCUGAUCUCAUUCCUGAUCCAGAGCAGUACUGCUUUGGCAAGACCAAGGUCUUCUUCCGGGCCGGACAGGUUGCAGUACUGGAGAAGCUGAGGGGGGAUCGGCUACAUGCAGCAGGCGUUUUGAUCCAAAGCUGGGUGAGAGGAUGGCUGCAGCAUAGGCAUUAUCAGCGGCUCCGGUGGGCCACCUUCAUCCUGCAGCGGUACAUCAGAGGAACCCUGGCCCGAAGGUUGGCGUGGAGCCUCCGUUACACACGUGCAGCUUUAAUCAUCCAGAAAACAUACCGCAUGCUGGCUGUGCGACAGCUUUAUCUCACUAUCAGAGAGGCCACCAUCAAAAUCCAGGCCUUCAUCAGAGGCACUCAGGCUCGUCGGAUUUAUAGACAGAUGCUGACAGAGCGGGCGGUGGUGUUCUUGCAGGCGCGGGUGAGGGGCUGGCUGGCCCGGUGCAGUUUCAGACGCGUCAGAGCUGCAGUGCUGCUCAUGCAGUGCUGUGUGCGCAGGCGAGCGGCGCGAAAAGAGCUGUUGCGCCUGCGUGCUGAGGCUCGAUCAGUGGAGAAAUACAGAGAACUCAAUAAAGGCAUGGAAGUCAAACUCAUGCAGCUGCAGCUCCGAGCCGACCAACAGGCGAGAGAGAGUGCGUCUCUGAGGGAGACUCUUCAGUCCGAGCGAGAGGCUCACAGCUGUGAGCUAGAACAGCUGCGGUCCAGCCUCCUCAAACUCCAGAUCCAGCUGCAGGAGAAUGCAAAUACUGCUCCUUCACUCACAGACAAACAGGAGGAGGACAGGAGGAGAGCUGAGGAGAAAGCAGCUCAAGAGAUCCUCCAGCUUACACAGGAAAUCCAAGCUCUCCGAGUCGAGAGAUCUUUGGAGAAAGAGAGGGAUGAUCUGGCCAUUCGUUUACAGGAUCAGGAAAAAGCUCUGGAGGAGAACCAUCAACAGACUGUGAAUCAGGCAGAUGCAUCGGUGCGAGCAGAGCUGGAAGAGGAGAGGAGGAGAUACCAGAGUUUACUGAGAGAGUUCACAAGACUAGAGCAAAGAUACGACAACCUGCGGGAUAUGAGUGUAUUUACAACCAAUGAGCGCUCACGUGGACACAGACGAACAGAUUCGGCUGUGUCUUUGGAGCCUCCUUCACCCGUCACCACACCGUUCUCCAGCUCGCCCGUCUUCCCUUCACCUGAGGAGGUCCGGAGGAUCAGCGUGACGUCGCCCACCGACAGGAGACCCUGGAGAGAUGAGCAACCUCUGAACAUCCUGAUGGAGGACAUGAGCAUUGCGAAGGACACUGCUGAAAGAAUGAAGGGGGAGGAUCUCAGAUACGCUUACGACGCUGUACGGGUGGCCAACAAGUUCCUAGAGAGGCAGCUGUUGUCUCAGAGAGCGCAGUGGGAGCAGGAGAUAUCAGAUCUCAGGAUGAAACUCCAGCAUUCUUUAUGUGUGUUUAUGAAGGACCUAACAGAGCUGGUGAUGGUUCAAGAGCAGGAAUGUGUCCGGUUGCGACGGGAACUCAAGGAACUGAAACACACCGUGAGCCUCAGGAGAAUCCUGUCUUAUGCAGGUGUGGCCAUAGCAGCGUCCCAGGACGCAACAUCUCCUGCCCCUCAGAAGAGCCAGAUGCUCACCGGACUGCUGGAGUGCAGGAAGAAAGAUGAGAGCAAGCUGAUCAAACACCUCAUAACCGAUGUGAGGGCAGAAGGUGUCUUGUCUCUGCCCCCUGGACUGGCGGCUCGGGUUCUGUUUCUGUGUGUACGGCAGGCGGACUGCAGCGGUGAUCAGACGCGGGUGAAGGGGCUCUGCAGCGCUACUGUGAGCGCCAUUAAAACCACCCUGAAGAAACAUGGCAAUGAUCUGGACGUGACGGCUGUGUGGCUGAAGAACGCUUACCUGCUGAAAGACUUUCUCAGCCAGCACUCUCCCCGACGGGUCACACAUCUGAACGUCAGCUCUUACUUUAUUUCUUAUGCAGAAAUUACUUUAAAUGGAAAUAUGCCUCUUCUCCUGCAGGACGUGAGGGGCUCAGAGGAGCUGGUUCCUCUGGUGACGGACGUGCAGGACUCUGUCCGGGUGCUCAGUGAUCUGUGUAUUCAGGACAAUCAGCAGCUGCUGUCCAUCUCUGAGAGUCGCCUGCAAUCCAUCAUUAUCCCAGCAAUGCUUGAAAGUGAGACCAUUCCUGGUCUGGCUUGAUAUUUUGUGAUUAUGAGUUGAUGUUGUGUGAUUGAUGUUUUAGACUUAUGACCUACAGCCAGUACGGAGGGAGCGACUAUGUCAGCGGUCCUGAGGGAACUGUCAGCGCUGCACACAGCCCUGUCCCGUCAGGAUCUGCCCUCGGCCCUGCAGGAGCAAGCCUUCCAUCAGCUCAUGUUGCUGGCCGCCUCCACCCUCAACAGCCUGCUGCUGCGCUAGGACAUGUGCUGCUGGAACCGCGGCCUGCAGAUCAGAUAUAAUGUGAGUUUACUGGAGGAGUGGCUGCGCAGUCGUUCGCUGCAGACAGGGGGCGCUGUGACCGCGCUGGAGCCGCUCAUACAGGCAGCACAGCUUCUUCAAAUGAGCAAGACUGAAGCUGAUGGACAAGCCAUGGCCCAAGCCUGCAAUGCGCUGUCCAACCAGCAGGUGGUGAAGAUUUUAAGCCUCUAUACACCUCAGAGUGACCUUGAGGAGAGAGUAACGCUCAAUUUCAUCCGUAUAGUGCAGGGGCUGCUGAAGGGGCGUUCUGAGGGGCAACCUCCACAGCUUCUGAUGGAUGUCAGGCGCGUAUUCCCCGUCACGUUCCCUUAUCUGCCUCCACCACAAGCCAGUGCCGCCCAGCUGGAGAUCCCAGAGUCCCUCAAGAUCUCCUUCCUACGCAGAGUCUGAAUGUGGGUGUUCCUUUGCCUCCUGAAAUGCAUUUUUUUUUUUUUUUGCCUUUGUUGCCUUACAACAUCACUUUAAAAUGUUAUCUGGGCAUUUUGUGUAUGGCAUGCUAAUUUUAGGCACAGAAUGUAGAAUUGUGUUAGCUUGAAAAAUCCAAGAUUUUCUCCCUCCUUUAAAAACACUUUUUAAUGUACAUUUUAAAUGUACAUGUCAGGCCAAAUAAAAUAAAAUUUUGCCUUCAUGAACCUUCCUCAUUUUUGA